AUGGACCUUAAGAAGGAUCAGUCUCAUGGGAUACUCUAUCAGUCAACUGACACUGAUCAAGAGAAGACCUAUGAGCCAGUUGUCAUUGGAUCUUGGCAUUUACGAAAUAGAGAACAACUCAAAAAAAGAAAACAUGAAACAGAAAUGAAGCAAAUGUUACAAUGGCAUCUUGAAGAACAGAAGAUUCAGAAGAGACGGAGAUCAAGGAAUGCAAAUAAAAAAGGUUUAAAUAAACAACAAUGUUCAGAAACAAAUGCUGAACUUCUAUUACAAGUAGAAAAGGAAACACAGGUGACACCUGCCCAGAAAGAAUCUCAGCACUCUGAAACAGAAGCCCUUCCACCUUUAACCUCAUCUCCAAAAGACCUUCCUGAAGAAUAUUGUUUUGAAAUAGACCAGGAAAGCUUUAUAUGUGGGGAAAAUACUGCUAGAUACGAUGAUACAUCAGUAAUGAACUGUUUUUCUGAAACAGACCAAUAUUUGACUGGAACUGAAGACUUUCUUCUCAACAUAUGCCAAAAUACAUGUGGGGAAAAUUCUGCUAGAUACCAUGAUACAUCAGUAAUGAACUGUUUUUCUGAAAUAGACCAAUAUUUGACUGGACCUGAAGACUUUCUUCUCAAUAUAGGCCAAAAAUCACCUGAAUCAGAGAAAAUCACUUUUGAGCAACAUCUAAAACCAUCUAUGCCUGAAGACUUCUUCACCUGUCUGGAACUCAUACCUACAGCUCAAACACACGGAACAGAUGAACCUGAUUACCUUUUAAGUGAGAUUUGCAAAGAAAUCACUGUACCCACAGCUUCUUAUGAAGUAAUUGAAGUAAUACCUAAGCCUGAAGUAAAUUCACUUGAAACAUGUCAAGAAAUAUGUGGAGAUGAACAAUAUUCACCUGAAGCUUACCAGGAAAUGCCAUGGAUUGAAGACCUUUCUAAUAAAAGUCAUCAGAAGAGUGAUGAACCUUAUGACUGCUUCAUAGAAGAAAUUCAAGGAACUGAUACAUCUGAAGACCAGGACACUGGUAUACACCAGAAUCUUAACACUUAG
This is a messenger RNA of Apodemus sylvaticus (European woodmouse), 1044 nucleotides long. Its product is annotated as hemogen-like. NCBI's taxonomy places the organism in Eukaryota, Metazoa, Chordata, Mammalia, Rodentia, Muridae. Gene Ontology annotation, biological process: regulation of osteoblast differentiation; cell differentiation. The coding region runs from base 1 to 1044 and encodes 347 amino acids. Gene Ontology annotation, cellular component: nucleoplasm. The transcript has a single exon. The record is from RefSeq and is a predicted model, not a curated record.